Chenopodium quinoa (quinoa) is the source of this 2844-nucleotide messenger RNA. RefSeq names its product ER lumen protein-retaining receptor-like. The record is from RefSeq and is a predicted model, not a curated record. The coding region runs from base 1674 to 2540 and encodes 288 amino acids. Gene Ontology annotation, cellular component: membrane. Gene Ontology annotation, molecular function: ER lumen protein retrieval receptor activity. NCBI's taxonomy places the organism in Eukaryota, Viridiplantae, Streptophyta, Magnoliopsida, Caryophyllales, Amaranthaceae. Gene Ontology annotation, biological process: protein retention in ER lumen. The transcript has 6 exons.
UCACCAUCUUCACUCUAAUUUAGGAUUUUUGGUUAUAGUUGCCAUUAGAUGUCCUAAAGUGGGUGAAAUUUCUUUCCUUUGGUUGCCUCUUUGCCUUUCUGUUGGUGGAACCUAAUUUCAAUAUGUUGUGGUUGUGUAUAUUUUUUGCUUGGGUGGGUUUUAGGUGUAUGUGUCUAGGUGUUUUUGGUUACUACUUAAUUUACGCAUUUAGAUUUGUUUGUAUGAUGUAUUUUUAGUUUUCUUUAUUGUUUGUUACGAUUCUCCUUGCCUAAGAAAUCAGUCAUAAACCUUUUCAAUUACGUGAUUUGAUAUAGCUACCCACCUUUAGUAGCUAGAUGGGUUUGACUCUCCUUACCAUAGGAGUAUGUAACUAAUUAAUUAUGUAAGAAAAGGAACGAACUACUCUUUUCAUGAGAUUAUUUAGAUAAUAAGAUGAGGGAUAGUUUCAACUCUUAUUAAAUUAAUAAUUGAGGCCAUAAAAGGAUGACAAUUACUUAUCAAAAUUCUAUUGUUUAUUACAUGAUAGACACAUAUAUGAGUAAUAUGACAUAAUAGAGUUAUAUGGCCAUCUAUGUUACUCGGACUCUUUAUUUCACCUCACGUACCCGUGUCAGGCCCUCGACACUCUCGGACAUACCUUCACUUCUAAUUCAAAAUCAUGGAAUUUUUUCACAAAAUAGCUGUGUCGGAUAUGGGUAUCCGAGUCUAAGUAACAUAGAUGGCCAUUGACAAUGCAUUUUUUGUUUAUUUAUGAGCAUUAUGAUUUUUUUUUUCACUUGAAAGUCUUGAACUAUCAAAAACAAAAAUAUUGGUGUUACUUGAAAAAAGUCAAGACUUAACAUAUUGUAUUUUCAUAGACCAGUUAAUACAUUGACGUGUAUCAUGCUCAAAGUUUUGAUUUUCUUACCUAAAAUAUUUUCCAAUAGCUGCUCAAGUACUCCCUGUGUACUCCAAACAAGUUCCUAACUAUAUCUAUUAAGCAUAACGAUUUGGGAAAGAAUUGGUGGGAUCUAUGUAACUAUGUUGGGUAAAUGCAUGUGAAAAUGUAAAAUACAAUUCGUAUUUUUAUAUCGUUCUUCGUUGAGAUGAGAAAAAAUGGUGGGUUUUGUUGAGUAAACGUGAACGGAAAAUGCAUAAUAAGGGAAAGAAAGUAUAUACGUAUGAUAUUAUCAGAUAGGCCCAAUUAACCUUAAAUUUUAAAUAAAAAGUUUAUUUAGGACAAUUUAACAUUGAGGUUACAUACUCAAGUGAUACACUUGUCUAAGCCCUGGUAUGUAAUCUAACAUUUCUAACCAGAACCAACUUUGUCUAAUUACCCUAUUUGAAAUUUAAUCCUGAUCCGAAAAUAAUAAUCUAAAGUACGAUAAACAAAUGAAUAUACUCCAAAUUGAUUACAUCGCACACUAUUAAACAAUUGUAUCAAAAUGCUUGUCAACAGAGAAAAAAUAAAAAGCAAUUGUAUCAAAAUAAAAAAUUACUCUAGUCUCUUUCUAAAACUUGGUCCACGUCCAACUCACCCGGUCAGCCUAACCACACUAUGUGUAAUCAACUUCUCUUCAUUACUCUAUUAAUCUAAUCUACAACCUUUCUUCUUUUGCCUUUUAUCUUGUAAUAGUCAACUAACUUAACUAAUUUUCGACCUCCUUUCAUAUUUUCCGUUUACAACUGAUAUUAUGGGGGACAAGAGGGCAACUCCGACGCCGGUGAAGCGGCUAGGGAGAUGGAUUCGGAGUCUAUCCGUGAGAGAGAAAGUAACCAUGGGCGUGGUUGCAGCAAUUAUGUUGUUAAUUUUGUUGAAAGUUUUUGUCAAAAAACGCACUCAUUUCUAUGUUGCUACACAACUUGCUCAUUCUGCUGGGAUCUUAGUCUUAAUUUAUAAGCUCACAAUCAACAAAACUUGUUCCGGUCUAUCAUUGAAGACUCAAGAGCUUACAGUGAUAUUCUUAAUCAUAAGAAUUAUAAGCCAUUUUACACUAGUACGCAAUAUAAAUAUUGUACUUGAUACUUUAACUCUUGGAUCUACUAUGUGGGUGAUCUAUAUGAUGCGUAAUAAAUUAAAGUACACCUACAUGCAAGGCCUUGACAACUUGAGUUUGUAUUAUGUGUUGGUGCCUUGUGCUGUUGUUGCGGUGAUAGGCCAUCCUGGAUGGCAAAUCAACUUUUUCAGGGAGCAAUUUCAAUUUGUGAGGAGACUCUUCUAUGUUUAUGGCUUGACAGUUGAAGCCGUUUCUGUGCUCCCUCAGCUUCAUUUGAUACAAAAUGCCAAGAUGGUUGAACCAUUUACUGGCCAUUAUGUCUUUGCUUUGGGUGUGGCAAGAUUCUUCUCUUUCGCUAAUUGGAUGAUUAUGCUUAUUGACACCAAGGGAUCGCUCCUAACACAAAUAGGGGGGGGGGGGGGGGGACGUCUUUAUUUACUAGUGGCUCCUCUUGCUGAGCUAGUUCAAACUUUCAUCUUGGCAGACUUUUGUUAUUACUACGUCAAGAGUGUGAUGGAGGGACGACGCUUGAUGAGGCUACCUUCACUUGUAUCAGUUGUGUGAUAUUUGGAUAUGAUGAUUGAUGAGAGAUGUAUAAAUCAUCAAUAUCAUCCUUUUAUGUAAAGUACACCUUACAUAAGCUACAUAAAUUGUGCUUUCCUACUCUGAAUUGGACACCGUGCUAGAAUUUAUUAUAUACACCUGAGUGUACCGUAUACUCAAGGUUAGUGUUUGCUCUUUAUUUGAUGAUUAAAUAAAAAACAAUCAUCAAAAUGAGAAUAAAAUACUCAUGAGUGUACGGUACAUCCGGAUAUAUAUAACAAGCUCUCACACCGUGCUAAGGUUGUUCGCCGCAUGCACGCCUGCA